GUCUUCUGCCUCACUGAAUGUCUUACCGGUGGAUUUGACAUCGCUGCUCCUCAAAUUGAUUUCUUCCAUUUUUUACUAGCAUUAUUUUAUAUAUUUUUUUCUGCUUUUGGCUUCUAUGAAUUAAAGAAAUGGAUGACAGUCCCCUGCCUCUGCUGACAUUGCAAACAGCACCUUACUAUGAUCAGAAACCAGGAACCAGUGGACUAAGAAAGAAGACUUGUUGUUUUGAGACCAAGGCAAAUUAUUUACAGAAUUUCAUCCAAAGUAUUUUAUUCUCCAUAGACCUGAGAGAUCGGCAAGGAUCUACCAUGGUGGUUGGAGGCGAUGGUAGAUAUUUUAAUAAAUCUGCAAUAGAAAUUAUAGUGCAAAUGGCUGCAGCAAAUGGGAUUGGGCGCUUAGUUAUUGGACAGAAUGGUAUUCUCUCUACACCGGCAGUAUCCUGCAUUAUCAGAAAAAUUAAAGCCAUUGGGGGCAUUAUUCUGACCGCUAGCCAUAAUCCAGGGGGCCCAAAUGGAGAUUUUGGCAUCAAGUUUAAUACUUCGAAUGGAGGUCCAGCACCUGAAGCCAUUACUGAUAAGAUUUUCCAGCUCAGCAAAACCAUAGAAGAAUAUGCUAUUUGCCCUGAUCUUAAAGUAGAUUUGACUACUAUUGGAAAACAACAGUUUGACUUGGAGAACAAAUUCAAACCAUUUACUGUGGAGAUUGUAGACUCGGUGGAAGCCUAUGCAAACAUGCUGAGAAAUAUAUUUGACUUCAGUGCCUUAAAAGAACUACUUUCUGGACAGAACAGACUUAAAAUUCGAAUUGAUGCAAUGCAUGGAGUUGUUGGCCCUUAUGUGAAAAAGAUCUUGUGCGAAGAAUUGGGAGCUCCUGCCAAUUCUGCAGUCAACUGCAUACCGCUAGAGGAUUUUGGUGGUCACCAUCCCGACCCAAAUUUGACAUAUGCUUCUGAGUUAGUGGACACCAUGAAGACUGGGGAACACGACUUUGGAGCUGCCUUUGAUGGAGAUGGGGAUCGCAACAUGAUUCUUGGAAAAAAUGGCUUCUUUGUUAACCCUUCUGACUCUGUUGCUGUGAUAGCCGCCAACAUUUUUAGUAUUCCUUACUUCCAACACACCGGUGUUCGUGGCUUUGCAAGGAGUAUGCCAACAAGUGGUGCCCUUGACAGAGUGGCAAAAGCUACAAAGAUUGCUUUAUAUGAAACUCCAACUGGGUGGAAAUUCUUUGGAAAUUUAAUGGAUGCUAACAAGCUGUCCCUGUGCGGAGAGGAAAGCUUUGGAACUGGCUCUGACCAUAUUCGAGAAAAGGAUGGACUUUGGGCAGUUCUCGCAUGGCUAUCAAUCAUUGCCACACGCAAACAGAGUGUGGAGGAAAUUCUAAAAGAUCACUGGCAGAAGUAUGGUCGUAAUUUUUUCACACGAUAUGAUUAUGAAGAGGUUGAUUCUGAAGGAGCUAACAAGAUGAUGAAAGACCUUGAAACAUUGAUGUUUGAUCGCGCAUUCAUUGGUCAGCAGCUUUCUGUUGGGGAUAAAGUUUAUACUGUUGAAAAAGCAGAUAACUUUGAGUAUAGUGACCCUGUUGAUGGAAGUAUUUCAAGAAACCAGGGAUUAAGGCUUAUUUUUGCUGAUGGAUCUCGAGUCAUCUUUAGGCUUAGUGGUACAGGCAGCGCUGGAGCUACCAUUAGAUUAUAUAUUGACAGCUAUGAGAAGGAUUUACAGAAAAUAUAUGAAGACCCUCAGGUUAUGCUGGGCCCUCUUAUUACUAUUGCACUUAAGAUCUCAAAGUUACAGGAAAGAACAGGUCGCUCAGCUCCUACUGUUAUCACAUAAAGUGGUAUAAGACAUCCAGUAAACUUACUGGACUUCCAUAGCGAUCCAUCCCAUACCUGUUCCCUCAGUCUUCCAUCUCUGUGCCGUAGUGUGUUUAUUGCUAUUCAUGUUCCAGUGACCUAAGCAGAUAAAAGUACAGAAAUUUUGAAAUUUU
This is a messenger RNA of Xenopus tropicalis (tropical clawed frog), 1983 nucleotides long. RefSeq names its product phosphoglucomutase 1 (gene pgm1). Gene Ontology annotation, biological process: carbohydrate metabolic process. Lineage: Eukaryota; Metazoa; Chordata; Amphibia; Anura; Pipidae. Gene Ontology annotation, molecular function: magnesium ion binding; phosphoglucomutase activity; intramolecular phosphotransferase activity. The coding region runs from base 129 to 1829 and encodes 566 amino acids. The transcript is spliced from 11 exons. Gene Ontology annotation, cellular component: cytoplasm. The record is from RefSeq and is a predicted model, not a curated record.